Molecule: messenger RNA, 2385 nt
Organism: Drosophila hydei
Lineage: Eukaryota; Metazoa; Arthropoda; Insecta; Diptera; Drosophilidae
Product: zinc finger protein squeeze
Exons: 1
Coding region: 164-2035 (623 amino acids)
Biological process (GO): regulation of transcription by RNA polymerase II
Cellular component (GO): nucleus
Molecular function (GO): RNA polymerase II cis-regulatory region sequence-specific DNA binding; DNA-binding transcription factor activity; zinc ion binding
Source: RefSeq, a predicted model, not a curated record
UAUCGAUUGUGGUUGACAAGAACUAACAACAGAAAAGAGCAACACGCACAAAAUAGACACACAAAAUAUAGUAUCCAUAUUUGUAUAUGUUUCUAUGUGUGUGAACGUGUGUGUGUGCGAGUCGGGACGUUAUGUUUUUAGCAUUCAUAACAAACUUUAAGCCAUGCCGCGUAAUUUAGGCCCAAAUUCGGGCCUUGUGGAUCUAGGCGUUGUUUGUCUAAUAUGUUUGCGCGCCGAGCCCGGAUAUUGUUCAAUUUAUGGGCAGGAUCUCGAGACUCCUCAUAUGCAAAUUGUGGAUAAAAUACGCAGUUGCAGUGCAUUGCAGCUAGAGAGGUCACUCCUCUCACAGUUGCCCGACAAGAUCUGCCAUGGAUGUCGAAACGAGCUAAGCAUCACCUAUCGUUUCCAACAGAAAUGCCUGGAGGCUCAAAAGGUAUUCCAAUCGGCAGCUUCGGCCACUCUUCUUGUGGAUGUUGAUAAACUGGAGCUGGAGCAAACGCAGCAUCUCAAGUUGCCAUCCAGUCUCAGAGUUAAGCGUCUCGGUGCUGAGCCAACCGCCAACAAAAUUAAGUAUUACCCAGAUGAGGAUGAUCAUAACGUUGAUGAGAUUGAUGAUGUUGAUGAUGUUGAUGAUGUUGAUGAGGCUGAUGAUGUGGAGACGCUAUCAAUGAUUCAGCCAGACAAUGGAGCAUCAGCUUUAGUGCUGCAGGAUGUGACCACCAUUGCCUCUGACACUGAGGACGACAAGAUGAUUGCACUGGACGUCGAUUGGGCUGCAGAGCAAACGGAGCAGCUACAGCAGCAGCGACAUUCUGAAUCGGAGCAAGACAACGAUAUGGAGCUGGAGCAGGAGUUCGAUCACGAGCAGGAAUUGGAACCGGAGCAGGAACAGGAGCAGGAGCAGGACGAAGAUGAUGACUAUAAGCUGCCCGAUGAGGAGCACUUGCACACACAGACGACUUCGUGUGCUCCAGUCAACAACAACAACAGCAGCAACAGCAACAACUACAACAACUACAACAACUACAGCAACCACAACAAUGGCAGCGGAAAUGGAGACAACAUAAUCAUCAAUAUCGGCGGGGUAGUGCGAAAUCGCCGCACCACGGAGUCCAAGAUCUGCGACAUCUGCGGCAAUACAUACAAAUAUCAACACGCACUCAAUGCUCAUAUGCGACGGCACAACAAUGAGCGUCCGUAUCCGUGCGAGGUGUGCCAGAAGGCAUUCAUUUCAAACGUGGAGCUGCGCCGGCACAUGCGAGUCCAUACCGGGCAAAAGCCGUACGGCUGCCAUUACUGCGAUCGCCGCUUCUCCGACUUUGGCAGCAGCAAGAAGCAUGAACGCAUUCACACCGGCGAACGGCCGUACAUCUGCGAGGUGUGCAACAAGGGAUUCGCCUAUGCUCAUGUGCUCUCCGUGCAUCGGCGCAUACACACGGGCAAAAAGCAGUUCCAGUGCACGCAGUGCGACAAGGGAUUCACCAAGAAAUCCUAUCUCGCCACGCAUCUAGCACAGCACCAGCCAGAGGUGGAGGUGGCAACGGCAACGUUACAGCGAUUGCCUACGCGCAAGCGCCAGCAGCAACAAAAGCAGCAGCAGCAACAACAACAGCUGCAGCAGCAGCAGCAACAGCAACAGCAACAGCUGCAACAAAAACAACAGGAAGAGCAGCAGCUUCGAAGACAACAACAACAACAACAGCAGCAACAUUUGCGUUACAACAGCGACUUGGCUGUUGGAGAUGAUGAUUCCUAUGAUGAUGACAAUGUCAGCGUUGGCAUUGGUAUGACCAACCUAAACCAGGCGGGUGGUGAGCAGGCCAAGGUGCUGGAGGAGUGCAUUGUCACGAAUGAUUUUAUGUUCAACGAUGAUGAUGCGGACGACACCGAGCAGAAUCUGGACGAUUAUCAUGAUACGGAGCUGGACGAUAGCGAAUUUCAGAGCGUACAACACGUUAAGGUGCCGUACGGGCUUGUCAGCGAUCUACUCGAUGCCGACGAACUUGUCAGCGAUACCAAAUACUUGAUGGAAUAGUACCCCUACCCCCCGACUCCCUCCCCAAUCCACCAACCCACCUUUAGGUCUUAAGCAUGCAUGCAAAACAAAUUAGUAUAGAGCUCAUCAGCUGUGUAAAUAAAGUCGAGUUGGCAACGGUUUCCAACAUAUAUUAAAAACAAAAAGAAAAGAAAAGAAAAAACUAUAAUAUCCAGAUUAUGAUAUGGCCUGAAGCACAACUGAAUAUACGCAUUUGGUGCUCCACUUUCAAUACACGUCAGAGUGCUCCAUAUCCAAUAUUCCAUACCGAAUUCUAACUCCUCUAAAUGUAAUAGAGUUUGAAAAAUUUCCGAAAUUUGAAAUUUUGUCAGGCUAGCCACGUAUUUAUG